Molecule: messenger RNA, 2051 nt
Organism: Hemibagrus wyckioides
Lineage: Eukaryota; Metazoa; Chordata; Actinopteri; Siluriformes; Bagridae
Gene: pggt1b
Product: protein geranylgeranyltransferase type I, beta subunit
Exons: 9
Coding region: 1-1146 (381 amino acids)
Biological process (GO): protein geranylgeranylation
Cellular component (GO): CAAX-protein geranylgeranyltransferase complex
Molecular function (GO): CAAX-protein geranylgeranyltransferase activity
Source: RefSeq, a predicted model, not a curated record
AUGUUUUCCCAUAAUGGCGCUCCACCGGAAAUCGUAACGCUGCCUGCACUAGUAAAAAUGGCGGAAGAAGGCAAUUCAUUUGAUGAUUUUGAGCAUAUUGAUUUUUUAAGAGACAGACAUGUACGUUUUUUCCAGAGGUGCCUUCAGGUCCUACCAGAGCGAUACGCUUCAUAUGAAACCAGCAGGUUGACAAUUGUGUUCUUUGCCCUGUCCGGACUUGAUGUUCUUGAUGCCUUGGAUGUUGUAGACAAGCCCAGCUUGACUGAGUGGAUCUACUCAUUACAGGUUUUACCAACAGAAGAUCAAUCUAAUCUUUGGCGCUGUGGCUUCCGGGGGUCAUCACACAUCGGUGUUCCAUACAAUGCCUCAAAGGGUCCUGGAACUCCUCAUCCGUAUGACAGUGGUCAUGUGGCUAUGACCUACACUGGGCUGGCCUGUCUCAUUAUUCUAGGAGAUGACCUGAGUCGGGUCAAUAAGGAGGCCUGUCUGGCAGGUUUGAAGGCUCUACAGCUGGAGGAUGGCAGCUUCUAUGCUGUGCCUGAGGGAAGUGAGAACGACAUGAGGUUUGUGUACUGCGCCGCAUGUAUCUGCUAUAUGCUGGACGACUGGUCGGGAAUGGACUGCACAAAAGCCAUCGACUACAUCAGGAGGAGCAUGUCCUAUGACAACGGCAUUGGUCAAGGAGCUGGCUUGGAGUCGCACGGUGGCUCCACAUUUUGUGCUGUCGCUACGCUUUGUCUGAUGGGUAAAUUAGAGGAGAUGUUCAGCGAGCGUGAACUGAACCGAAUACGCAGGUGGUGCAUCCUCAGACAGCAGAAUGGUUUCCAUGGACGCCCCAAUAAACCUGUGGAUACCUGUUACUCAUUCUGGGUGGGAGCAACACUGGAGCUCCUUGAUGUAUUUCAAUACACCGAUUUUGAGAAGAACCGAAACUACAUCAUGUCAACUCAAGACAGUUUGGUGGGUGGAUUUGCUAAAUGGCCCGACAGCCAUCCAGACCCUCUGCACACCUAUUUCGGCAUCUGCGGCCUGUCUCUGAUAGGUGAGCCCAGUCUGCUGAAGGUUCACCCGGCGCUGAACGUCAGUUACAGAGCCUUUGAGCGCAUGCAGCAGCUGCAGCGGACAUGGAGGGAGAGCUGCACAUGACAGCGUGACACACAUCUACACAACCACAACAGCCUCCGAAUCACGUGCAAAGACGCACCUCGUCCCUCUGAGCCCGGCUGCAUUAACUUUAGCAGUAGAUAGAAACCAAGCUGACCAUGGACCGUCUUCCGUAAUGGAGGCGGGGAGGAGGCGAUGAAUAAAUAAUUGGGUCCAGCUUCAUCUAUUAUUGAACCUGAAACUAUCAAUCGCUGCUUAAACCCAAGCACAAGGUUGUUUGGGUCCCUCGUACAUCAACAAGAUGUCUUGUUCCUCACCAACAAUUUUUUUUUUUUUUUUUUUAAAUGAGCUGCAAUCAGGUGUUUUGUUAGACGCUGGUUAGAUUCUUGAAAUGUCCAAUUUGCUCCGUUCGUUUAUUUGGUUUGCUGUCAAUAUGUUUUACUUCAACACAGAAAACUGUAUGUUAAAAUAUCUAUUCAAGCAAAAUGUCCUGCUAAAAUAAAUAUACGUUAAAGUAUUUUUUUUUGUUACAAUCACGUGAUCUCCAAUAACAUGCCACUUGUAUUUAAAACACGCUUUCGUUUCAAAAGCAAAGGUUACUGCAAUGUUUUAGUAAUGAACAGCACCCCUUGUCCUCAGUGAAUGUGCCUCAGAUAAAUAACUCGAUAAUUAAUAACUCCCCCUUCCUUGAACCCUACCCCCACAUUGCUGCAAAUUGACGUCACUUCUCGAAGAAGACACUUGAAUGUGUUUCAGCAAAAUUGGAGAAUUUAUUUUUUCUAUGCUUACAAAAAUAUCAAUGUUAGAGAUUAAAAAAACAACAAAGCCUUUGUAUGAAAUGCCAAUACUGUAAAUGACAAUUUCAGUGUGAUUAAUAAAUAACCGUCUUUCAUGUCAGCAGAUUUGAAAGGCAAUGCAUAUUUAAAAGGGAAAUAAAGUAUUGAAUU